AUGUCCUUUGAUUACCUAGAGUUCCCCAAAUACUAUAAACGAUUUGAAGCACAACCUGAUCAAUUCACUGAAAGUCAAUGUUUGAACCUUAUUGAAAAAUACCAAAUAUCCAAUCCUGAAUUGAAAAUUUCAGCGUCUUUUGAUUCUGAAGAACUUGAUGUAUUUGAAACGGAAUUGAAUGAAAGUAUCAAUGAUAAUAAUUUAAACCUUCCAAAAAUCCUAUCAAUGAUCCCAAAAUACUAUGUCUGUAUGGAAAUAAAGAGAUUGACUUCCAUGCUUGAUAGGGUCCUCAUGGCUAAUAAUUAUACCGAGAUCUUAUGUCAUUUAUAUAUAAGUUAUACUUAUCGAAUAUGGUUCUUUGGUGGAACUUAUUCCAAAUAUUUGAUGACUAACUACAAAAGGAUUUCAAUGAUCAAACCUAAAGAAAAGAAGAGAAUCCAACUGUUAAUAAAUUUGGUAGAAAUCUUGACAUUUUUCAAUAAUUUUAGAGAUUUAGAAUUUCAAGAUCUUGAUUUAACUAUUGAAGAGAUCAAAGAACAUAAUUUGUUAAAAGAAUAUAGUUAUGUAUUAAUUCUACAACAAAUGCUAAUGAGACCAUUUAAUGAAGUGGAAGUGAAUGAUGAAAUUUCAGAUGUUUUACAUGGAACUCCUUUAUUGAAUCUUCUUCAUGAUUGUCAAGAUUUCACUAUUGAUUUCAAUAAAUAUGAUAAUUUAGCAUUGAACGAUAUUGAUUUUAUAUUACCAAUUGCAUACAACACCACAUUUGAAAAUUAUUUCAAAUUGGUUUUGAAAUUUAAAUGUUUCUUGAAUUUAAUAAGGAUAAGUUCAAAGAUUCCAAGCGAUCAAGUUAAAUUGUUGAUUGGUGAUGAUAAUGUCACGAAAUACAUCUUAUUGAUUGGUUCGUUGAAUUUGAAAUCAAUUGGAAUCGGUUAUAAUGUUAAUGAAGAUUAUUUCUAUAAUUCUGGUGGUAAUCAAAGUCUAUUACAUGAUGAUAUAAUUAAAAUCAAUGAAAUUCUUGAACUGGAAAGAAUCUCAUUACUAGUGAAAAAUGAUUUGGUUAAUAGGUUAACUGGCUGA
Yamadazyma jaroonii is the source of this 1077-nucleotide messenger RNA. The record is from the annotation of a GenBank genome assembly. NCBI's taxonomy places the organism in Eukaryota, Fungi, Ascomycota, Pichiomycetes, Serinales, Debaryomycetaceae.